GGGAUCGUAGUACCCUAUCCGUAGCACAGUGAUGGCGAUUUUUAGCGUGUACGUGGUGAACAAAGCCGGCGGCCUGAUUUACCAGUGGGACAGCUAUUCGCCACGGGCUGAGGCUGAGAAGACUUUCAGUUACCCGCUGGACCUGCUGCUGAAACUGCACGACGAACGCGUGCUGGUCGCUUUCGGCCAGCGCGACGGCAUCCGGGUGGGCCAUGCAGUGUUGGCCAUCAAUGGCAUGGACGUGAAUGGCAAGUACACGGCUGACGGGAAAGAAGUGCUGGAGUAUCUGGGUAACCCUGCGAAUUACCCGGUUUCCAUCCGAUUCGGCCGGCCCCGCCUUACCUCUAACGAGAAGCUUAUGCUGGCCUCGAUGUUCCACUCGCUCUUUGCCAUUGGUUCCCAGCUAUCUCCGGAACAGGGCAGUUCAGGCAUUGAGAUGCUGGAAACAGACACCUUCAAACUGCACUGCUUCCAAACACUGACAGGGAUCAAGUUUGUGGUCCUGGCAGACCCUAGGCAAGCUGGAAUAGAUUCUCUUCUCCGAAAAAUUUAUGAAAUUUACUCAGACUUUGCCCUCAAGAAUCCAUUCUACUCCUUGGAAAUGCCUAUCAGAUGCGAGCUGUUUGAUCAAAACCUGAAGCUAGCUCUAGAGGUGGCAGAGAAGGCUGGCACUUUUGGACCUGGGUCAUAGGAUGAACCUGGAAUGGACGCCCUAAAUUCUGAGACGUGCUCCAGAGGGCUUUGCUGUGUCUACUCGGUGAGGGUCCUGUUGUAGCAGCCUUGCUAAUAUACUUGAAAAUGGUAGACCACUGAGCCUGGUGAUGGUGACAGAUCCUGGGCUCGAAUGCUGUGUUCUCUGCCCCUCUGUAUAUAUUACAGUCCUACUCUGUAUAGAUUUAUUUAUGGAGGAAACUGGCUUAGCAAUGCUGAAAUAAACAUUCCUUUGUUUUA
Mus musculus (house mouse) is the source of this 951-nucleotide messenger RNA. It is a transcript of the gene Trappc4, whose product is annotated as trafficking protein particle complex 4. Gene Ontology annotation, biological process: vesicle-mediated transport; autophagy; endoplasmic reticulum to Golgi vesicle-mediated transport. The coding region runs from base 32 to 691 and encodes 219 amino acids. Gene Ontology annotation, cellular component: endoplasmic reticulum; TRAPP complex; cytoplasm. The record is from RefSeq and is marked validated. Lineage: Eukaryota; Metazoa; Chordata; Mammalia; Rodentia; Muridae. The transcript has 5 exons.